ACGUUAAGGCGCAAAUACAUCCGCGGAUAUGAUAUGUAAACAAGAGAACCCUCGAAACGCAAGCCAGUGUGCAAGGGUGUUAAUCUUCGAAGCAAAGAUUCAAAAUCCAUGUCUUCCGAAACUCUCACGCUCAUAUCGGCCACCCCGUCGCCUUUCGCGCGAAUGAAUCGAGUUGCGCUCGAACUCAAAGGGAUUCCUUUUACCCUUCAGAAUGAAAUUCCAUGGCAAUCAGAAACCCAAACACCAAAAUACAACCCACUGGAAAAGUUGCCUAUCCUUCUAUUCCCAGAUGGCCGGCCACCGGUAUAUGACAGUGCCCACAUUCAAGAAUACAUCAUACAGAAGUAUUCAGACAGGAAACCACUACUCUUGACCGGUGAUAUUGAUCUCGACCUUCACGCAAGGCAGAUUCAAGUCUUAUCGGAGGGCAUAUUAGAUGCUGCAGUACUUCAGUUCUGGGAGACUCAGCGUGGAGAACAUAAGAGUAAUGAAUGGAUGGCCCGACAGAAUCGCAAGAUCGAUGGCGGUAUGAAAGCACUGGAACAGUUGACGCGGGAAAGAGGAUAUCAGGGCAAGGAGUACUUGGUUGGCGACGAGUUGACAAUCGCAGAUAUUGCUGCGGUAUGUGCAAUCGGCCACAUCGACUUUGUGAAGAUAAGAGAGGGGUGGCAGGAGCAAGAGACAAGCCUUGCCCGAUGGUGGACCAAUCUAGAGAGCCGAGAGUAUUUCCGCCAUACUAGGCCGGUCAUGUUUGAAUUUCGCGAGCUCGUUGUUUGAGUGUGUAUGUAUUUGACUUAAUGUCCUUCAUGACCCAUGUAUUCAUCGAAUAAUGUAGUCGGGAUAUUCCGAUCGCCAAGAUGGUUUCUUUGAACUAAAAAUAAUCGAUUACACUUCAACAGAUCUCUCGUUUUAGUAAAGUGAGUGGCCCUGUCUGCAGUGGUGAUCUGGUGCAAGUACGAGUAGCAAGCAACAGAAGUAAGACAUGCACGCUAAGCUCUUCGACUCGUUUGGCCUUAGUCGGUGAUCUGGGAACACCCGGCCGUAGCCAUCAUCCACCAGCAGUGCCCCA
Aaosphaeria arxii CBS 175.79 is the source of this 1069-nucleotide messenger RNA. RefSeq names its product glutathione S-transferase. The record is from RefSeq and is a predicted model, not a curated record. The transcript has a single exon. Gene Ontology annotation, molecular function: maleylacetoacetate isomerase activity; glutathione transferase activity. Gene Ontology annotation, biological process: glutathione metabolic process; L-phenylalanine catabolic process. NCBI's taxonomy places the organism in Eukaryota, Fungi, Ascomycota, Dothideomycetes, Pleosporales. The coding region runs from base 109 to 777 and encodes 222 amino acids.